Molecule: messenger RNA, 589 nt
Organism: Solea senegalensis (Senegalese sole)
Lineage: Eukaryota; Metazoa; Chordata; Actinopteri; Pleuronectiformes; Soleidae
Product: enhancer of rudimentary homolog
Exons: 4
Coding region: 91-405 (104 amino acids)
Source: RefSeq, a predicted model, not a curated record
GCACGUUGUUCUUCCGGUGUCAGAGGUCAGAAAAGGCGAAGAAGCGAGGAUUCACGCAAAAGCUGAAGAAAACGACUGAAAAACGAAAACAUGUCUCACACCAUCCUGCUGGUGCAGCCCACCAAGAGACCAGAGGGAAGGACGUACGCUGAUUAUGAAUCGGUGAACGAGUGUAUGGAAGGUGUGUGUAAGAUGUACGAGGAGCAUUUAAAAAGAAUGAACCCCAACAGUCCGUCAAUAACGUACGACAUCAGCCAGCUGUUUGACUUCAUUGAUGACCUGGCUGACCUCAGCUGUUUGGUGUAUCGUGCCGACACGCAGACAUACCAGCCAUACAACAAGGACUGGAUCAAAGAGAAGAUCUACGUGCUGCUCCGUCGUCAGGCACAGCAGGCGUCUAAGUGAAGAGGCCCGAGUGGAUGAGUGGAGAGUUCAAGGGUGUGGAUUGUUUUUACUGUGUGUAGCUUGUUUUCAUAAAGUUUGACUUACUUUUGUUUGGACUCAAGUUUUUUUUUCUUCAUUGAGAUGAAAAGGUGUAUUUUGUAUCUUGUUUGUUUGAUGAAUGAAUAAAGAUUCAUAAAGAACUUUA